Adineta ricciae is the source of this 531-nucleotide messenger RNA. NCBI's taxonomy places the organism in Eukaryota, Metazoa, Rotifera, Eurotatoria, Adinetida, Adinetidae. The record is from the annotation of a GenBank genome assembly.
AUGUCAUAUUGGGAACUAGAGGCUUGUAUUUUUACUUACGAUAAGGAUGGAAUCACACGUAUGGCUGUGGGUAUCCGAUCAACAUGGGAAGACUUGCGCUCUGAGUUCAGUCGCCAGGGAUCUUCGUGCCCUGUAGAAAAUGCGAUUCACUAUAGAACAAUUAGUACCAGUGGUCCGAAAUUAUUUGCGGUAUGUCCUGAUCUAUUACGAGUAUUCUAUCAUCGUGACAGUGAAUGGCAUCAGUACAGAACUGCUCGAUGGGUACAUCGCGGUACAGUUCUUCAAUUACUGUUGUAUCUCAAUCGACACGAUGAUAAUGACGAUGAAGAACCUUCGCAGGAAGACAACAAUGGACAAGAUCGAAAGGAUAGUUACGGCCAACAAUCGAAAAGUUUAACGCCAUUGAAUGAUUUCAACGCUAUGCAUAUCAACUUACAAAUUUUAUACUAUUGUUUAUUGCACAUGAUACGAUUUGUUCAACGACCGAUCCGUUCUAUUCAAAGUCAAUUCGAUUUGUUAGAAGUACUUUAA